Molecule: messenger RNA, 4250 nt
Organism: Penaeus chinensis
Lineage: Eukaryota; Metazoa; Arthropoda; Malacostraca; Decapoda; Penaeidae
Product: phosphopantothenoylcysteine decarboxylase subunit SIS2-like
Exons: 5
Coding region: 432-1553 (373 amino acids)
Biological process (GO): coenzyme A biosynthetic process
Cellular component (GO): phosphopantothenoylcysteine decarboxylase complex
Molecular function (GO): phosphopantothenoylcysteine decarboxylase activity; FMN binding
Source: RefSeq, a predicted model, not a curated record
GCACAUUUCUAUCUAUCCAUCUAUCUUUACCUGUCUGUCCGUCUGUCUGUAUAUCCAUCUAUCUAUAAAUAUAUAUUUAUUUAUAUUUAUAUGUAAGGGCCUCCCAAAGGAUGUCUGAGAUUUCGCAACAAGCUGAACCAUCCUCAACUCCUGUGCGUAUACGAUUGAGUCACAUCCUUCGCCGCACCCGCUAACCCUGACUCGCAAAUCCCCCUCUGCGAGUCGGAGGUCUCGAUGUUUUGCGUGAACUGAAGCUUCGGACUUAACGGUACAGUGAUGCAGUGAAAUUGUACGUUUAUUUGUAAAUAAAAAAAAGAAAAAAGAAAAGAAAAGAAGAAAGAAGAUAGAAAAAAAGGCGGACGGCGUAUUAUGUUUGUAAUGGAAGGGAUUGACUCAUUCUGAGUCGUAAACACACUCAACCCCAAAGAAGAAUGGCCUCAAUGACCUUUGGUCAGAAGUCAUUUACUCCCACACCGCCACAGAAAGGCAGCUUUCCUCUCGACCAUGAGGGAGAGUGCAAGAAAUUUAUGAUUAAGUACAUGCUAUGCUUGCGUGAGAACCAGAACCAGAAUGAGAAGUGUAGAGAGGCAGUCCCGCGACUACUUGGGCUGCCGCAUGGAGAAAGGUCUAAUGGCCAAGGAAGAGUGGAGCAAGCUUGGGUUUUCCGAUCUGGCUGGCAGCAAAGUCGAGUCAUCGUGAAGGAAGACAAACUAGGCUUGAGAGUGAACACUGUGCUCAAGAUGUCCUGGCUACCCACACCACGAGGGGGGCCACGCAUCAUCCUGGGGUGCACAGGCAGUGUGGCUGCUAUCAAGGUGCCCGAGCUGGCACGGCGACUCAAGGAGCGUGGGGCUAGUGUCAUCAUUGUGCCCACAGAGCGUGCCUGCCAUUUCCUGCGAUGCCAGGCCAAGGUAGACCCCGUAGCCACUCAACGGCCACUCAGGGUAGGGGGAGCAAGUGCAUUCAAACCUGUGGCCAAGAGUAUGGGCAACGGGGAGAAGAGCAACGACACUGCAGAAAUGAACAUUACUGGCGGUGAAAUUUGUAGCCACUGUGGUUCAAGAACUCCUGCUAAGGUUCUCAGACCAAUGGACCUCGAUAAAAGUGCCUUUAAGUCAUUGUACCCUGACCUGAACUUCGUGCUGGAUGAGGACGAGUGGUCUGCUUGGCAAGGACGCGGAGAUUCAGUGCUGCACAUUCAGCUGAGAGAAUGGGCACAGGUCCUUGUGAUUGCUCCCUUGGAUGCUAACACCAUGGCCAAAAUGGCACAGGGGCUCUGUGACAACCUAUUGACCUGUAUUGUCCGAGCUUGGGAUGUCUCAAGGCCACUUGUGUUCUGUCCAGCCAUGAACACUCAUAUGUACUCUCACCCUCUUACUAUGAAGCAUACAGCCAUUCUUAAGGAAUUAGGCUACAUAGAAGUGUGUGUGAUAAGCAAACGGCUGGCAUGUGGGGACGUUGGCCUGGGGGCCAUGGCAGAAGUGGACAACAUUGUGGACGCAGUGAUGCAGGAGCUGCCAGGCGAGCACCGGGUGUCACACGGCCCUUUCUAAUCUUAGGGAACCGCCUUAUUCCUCGAUUUAGAAGAAUUUUCCUCAUAGCGAGCAUGGGUAGCUGUGGAUUAGUAAAGUAGAACUAGUUUUUUCGGGUGAAAUUACUGACAUAGAUGGAUCCAUUUACUGUGCAAAAUGUAUAUAUAUAUGACAAUGGAUAGACAAACAGAUGGACUGUGAAAUGCAUAUAUUUGAGAUGGGUAUUAAUUCAAAAAUAUGUAUACCAGGAAGCUUUGAAAUAAGAUAAUGAUCAUGAAAAAAAACAAACUUUAUUAACCUUAGAUCCCUUGUGUUAAAAAAAAAAAGUGAAGUAAAAAAAUCAGACUUAUAAAGGCUGGGUAAGAUUAUUAAGGGAAAAUUUAUUUUUGAGUCAUUGUUUUUUCAGAUUAAAGAUAAUUCACAGGGGAUAAGGAUGACUAAUAUGUGAUUAUGUGUUUGUUGUCUUAAAAUGGCUGUGUGAGUUUGCAGGAUAAAGAAAAUAACUAUAAAAUGAAAAAGAGUAUUCUGAAGGGUAUUGAUUAAAAUCAGGGUAGAAAGAUUAUUGAUAUACGGUACUUUAUAACUUCCUAGCUCUACACAAAGUUUCACAAGAUAAUCACUAACUUUAGAAAAGGCAAAACUAGGAAAGUAUCACUUCUUAUCUGACUUCACAUUAAUAUCACAUAAAUACAUUUCCCUUCCACUCAAUAGAUUGCUUUUCAUUUUGGUCAGAGGCAGAACUUAUACAUCAAAUGCAUCUAAAAUGUAUAUUAAGGGUGUUGCCAUAGGUCAAUAUCAGAACUUUCUUUACAUUAGAUGCUGUCCAUCAUGCCAACUUUUCACUGAUUUGUUGUAAAUGUAAAUAUAGACCUAUACAAGGAUAAUAAAACAAUGAUUCCAGAGCUGGUUGCUGUAGAAUAAAAUGCACCAAAACUAGUUCUUCUUUCAUUAAAAGAGCUUUAUUAGAUAGUUUAAACAGAUUUAGGGAUUUGCUAGGAUGUAGGGAUAGUGGCUAUACUAGUCCUAGCAAUGAGUUCUGUGGUGAUAUUUAAUUUUCUAGUGUUACUUAGGAGGACUUCAUAGUGGGGGGUUUGCUUUUGAGAUUCAUCAUUGAUAUAUUUGAGUUUAUCUUAUCUUUAAUUUGUCUUUCUCUUGGUGUCAUAUACUAUAAUUGUGAAUAUUAAUGUAUAUAAAGUAAUGGUGAACAUUUGUAAGAAAAAAGAAAAGACAAAACAUUUUGAUAAUACUGUAUAUUAUUAAUGACUUGUGUAUUUACCUGACUCUUCCAUCAGGCUAGCAGAAGCUUGUAUUUUUGAAGAGAAAAGAAGGCACGAAGUUGUUCUGGGAAAGUGUGUUUGAAAUCUGCCAUUCAUAGGCACUGGCAAACGUGUAUGUAAAUGAGGUGGAUAUUCCUUGAUUGGAAAUGUCAUAUAUUUCGUGAACUAUUCUGAAAGAGUGCUAAAGAGGUAUAGAAUUAAGAUUUAUUUUGAGUAUUUCUAAUUGUUACAAAAUAUGCAAUUGAAAGAAAUGCGAAAGCUCUGUGAUUUUCUCUUUUUUUUUUUUUUCUUUAAUUAGAUUUCCAGUUUGAUCAGAAUGUUAUUAAAGAUAGAAAUUAUGAUAAGGAAACAAUAUUAGUUGUAUGACUUAGAUUAUAGCCAACUUGAAAGUCUUCCUUUUUCCUGAAAAAAAAGAGAAAAAAAAUGCAACGAGAACUAAUAAUUCACUAAUAGGGAAAUUAUGUGACACCCAAAUAAUGAUUCUUAGUUUUCAUACUGUUUAUAUAUUUGUUUUGCUUGUGUUGCCAAAGAGACCAUGGAAGGUAAAUUUACUAAGGAUGCACACUGCAAGGGUUACUUAAACUAUGCACAAGGAGAACCAUAGAUACUUUAGUCUUGGAAAUCAGUUUGUGUUAUUUCAUUAUUUGAAAUAACAAAAAUAUUUUGAAACUAGACUGAUGUGAAAAAUACAUUCAUAUAAAAGACAAAUUUACAUGUUAUAAUAUAGAUUAUCUACUCUUCAUUUUCACAUAUUGUUUGUUAUAUGAGAUUCCAGAGUCAAAGAGAAUUGUAUGAAAGAGGGAACUGUCUCACAUAUCACAAAUUUCUUUCAAGAAUGGGAAAGUUAAAAAAUUGUUAUUGUGUCUUAAGAGUUUUUAUUUUGGCAUAAUACUUGCAUUUUGUCAUUGUACCUGGAAGUGGUAGGGAUAAUUAUUGAUCACUUUAUCGACAAAAUACAUAAAAGUAGAGGAAGAAAGAAAGAAAGAAAAAAUACAGGUGGAAAAUGAAAGGUGGAAUUGAUAGUUUAUAAUGAAAGCAGAAAGGAAUAACAAGUGUGGAGAUGGAUAAUUUCUGACAUGUUAGAAUUUUCCAAAAGAUUGAGGUUUGGUCUCAGGUGAAGAUGAAAAAUUGUAUCUGAAAAAUGUGUCUGAUACUCUAUUGCUCACUGAUAUUUUGUUGAAAGAAAUAUGUCAGGUAAUGUAUCUUCUUAAGUAUGAUUUUACUAGAGUGAAAAAAGCCUGUUGCUCUGUAAAUAGGGUGGUUGUUUUGUUUGCUUAGUUUGGUUUAGUGUAUUUCAUUGAUUAGUCAGGAGAUAAAAAUGUCGGUGAUCCUGUAGCAUUGCCAUUACGUGAUGGAGCUUAGUGAAGAAAACACGGCUGGAAUAAUCUUCCACUAGUUUAUGUAAUCUUGGCUAGAAAUUGAAUAAAAUGGUGCUUUUUAA